ACUCAGUCAGUCGCCACGCUGCACUGGAGCCUGUUGGAGAUACAAGAUGAUCAGCUACUGAGGAGCAUUUGACUUUCAGAUAGAGGGGAGCUUGUUAGGUGGAUACACAUACUUGGGGGCUGGGAGGUGGCUGAGAUAGGAGUGGGCAUGUUCUUGAGUACAGCUUCUCCCCGGAGGUCGUUCACCGUCCCCAUUAACAUCAACCUGCAGGGUGCUCGGAGGCGGCAGACACGACACAGAGAGUUCUUUCACACAGCGACAGCUCAAGAGCAGGACUGGAGUAGAGGGGUGGAUGGGCGUGGAGGGCAGCGAGCUCGGAGCCAGAUGCCAGUGUCGAGUGUCGGGGAGGACAGAGCCAUCCUGCUGGGCUUCACCAUGAUGGCCUUCUCUGUGCUCAUGUUCUUUGUGGUCGGGAUCACUACAGUCAAACCCUAUGUUAACAGUGACUGGGUGGAGUCCAGCUGUGUUCUGCUAAAGACCGAAAUCCUGGAAGAGUGGGUGGACUGCAGAGGUGUGAGCAUUGUGCCUUGCCUCAGGGUAAAGGUUAACCUCACAGGUUCCAAUCAGACGACUUUUCUCCACUUUGACGAGGAAUUGGUCCUCCUUGCUCUUGAGUGUUUCUAUAUACCCAAAUGUCGAAUGGACAGAACAGAACUUCAAAAGGAAGUUGAGAAAGUGAAGAACAGCUUGGACGCUCAGCUGGAGAGGACCUCAUUGUGCUUCACUGACAACACGAGGCACCCCGGGGACACAAUCUUGAACAGGAAGUACACCCAUGAGAAGGCCCUGUUAGCAAUGCUGUGGCCCUGUCUGAUGCUGGGUGGCGGAGCUCUGUUGGUGGGCCUUGUGAAGCUGACUCAGUUCUUAGCCCAUCUCUCCUCUGAGGUGUGCAGUGAGACUGCAGGGGGCAGGCUGACAUCAAGACACACUCAGGGCAAACUGUACAGACUCCUCCGGAGGUCCAGCGCGCAGUCUCCUUCAUGACAUAUCCAGUGUUUGUUAUGCAUCAGGCCAAAAAUACCUUUUUUAAAUAUAUAAUGGGUACAUAAUGUCAACCGGGGCCAGUGUGUAUAAAGCAUAUAUAAAGAAUAAAUGCCUACGUGGAGAGAAUAGGUUGGAUUAUUUAUAAUAAAUCUUAAAUCUCUAAUAACAAAAAUCUUAAAAACCAGCUGUGGUACAUGCACAGAGGACAAAAGACAACACACCUUUGCAAUGAAAACGUAGUAAUGGCAAGUUGAAAAUAAGUUGAUGAAAAAGAUACAAGGUCUGUCCUAAUACCCAAACGACAGGCGAAAGCUGAAAUCAUCAAAUUAAUAACAUGAUUCAGUAUACAGUACAUUUCCAACAUGUUAAUGUGAGUCCUCCUAUAGUAAGCGCAUUUAUAUAUAUUCUGAAAACAAAAAACAGAAAUGAAAAAUUAAGCUUACUCCUAUUAUAUAAACUUGGAGGUGAACUUCUUAAGGAAAUGUUUUGUUAAAUCGACCUCUAAGUUCUCUUUCAGAAAACCAGAAACAAUUGAGCCUGUAUAUGGUUAAAAUACAAAACUUUUAAAGGGCCUCAGGAGAUGACUUCACUUUAAAUGGCUCCUUCUUCCUUCUUUGACUUCUAGAGAAACUUAUCUGAAAGUCUUGUUUUGCUGGCCCCCAGUGCUUUAAGCAAUGUAGAGUUUACUCCAGGGUGUCAGUAGCCAACACUGUGACAUCACUGUUGGCUGUUGUUAGAGACACAACAGAGCACAUUUCUAACUACUUUAAACCAGAGAGGGCAGAUAAGUGACUCUUUAAAGGUCCAGUGUAUACUGUUUCAGCGGACCUAUUGGCAGAAAUAAAAUAUAUAUAUAUAUAAUCUCCCACACACUGAUCUUUCAAGACGGUCAUUGACAAUAUCCCAAACAGUAUAUCUUAUGUUGUCAAAUUAGUUAUAUAGGAGAUAUCUCAUAUAAGCUUUGUUCUUGCAUGCUUCAAUACAUUGAUGAUGUUGGAUACAGUGCAUUUUGGGUCCGCUUGACAAGGUGUGUAUGAGGGUUGUUUACAUUGCUGAUUCAAUGCACACUAAUGUCAAUCUUUAUCAUGAAGCCCAUCAGGGCAAAAGUGCCUUGUAAAUACCAGUCAGUGAAGCAGGUGUAAAAGCAAACAAUGUAAUAAAAAUGGCAGAAAUAAAA
Messenger RNA from Dicentrarchus labrax (European seabass), 2161 nucleotides. It is a transcript of the gene kcnmb3, whose product is annotated as potassium calcium-activated channel subfamily M regulatory beta subunit 3. Bases 148 to 984 code for a protein of 278 amino acids. Gene Ontology annotation, cellular component: voltage-gated potassium channel complex; membrane. Gene Ontology annotation, molecular function: calcium-activated potassium channel activity; potassium channel regulator activity. The record is from RefSeq and is a predicted model, not a curated record. The transcript has 4 exons. NCBI's taxonomy places the organism in Eukaryota, Metazoa, Chordata, Actinopteri, Moronidae. Gene Ontology annotation, biological process: detection of calcium ion; potassium ion transport.